GAUCCCAAAGUUCCUGCGGCUGCUGGAAUGCAAUAUUUCCAUCUCUUGUGCUACCAAGAGCCACCGUCGCAAAACAAGCAGCUCUGCCUUGUCUUCCAUGAGAUGCAACAGCAGCCACCAUCGUCUCACCAGCAUCACCACCAGGAGCAGCCGCAAUUCCUCGGCCACACAGGAGGAACAGGAACUGGAGCUGGAGCUGGGACUGGAUUUGGAUUCGGAGUAGGCGGAGCCAGCAGCGGCGGAGCUGGGAUUCAUCACAACGACGGUGGCUUGCGGGAGUUGCUGGUCGAGUGUGCAGCCGCGGUAACGUCCUCCGACUGGCACCGAGCUAUCCGCUGCCUCGUCCACCUGAGCCGCGCGGCCUCCCCGCACGGCGAUGCGGUCGAGCGCCUCGCCUUCUACUUCUCCGCUGCGCUCGCUCGAUGCCUCUGCUCGCUGUCCGCUCCCUGCGCCUCGGAAAUCCGGUCGCUACUCCGCUUGAACAACCUCCACUUCCUGCUCGAGGAGGACCAGCCGCCGCCAUCUUUCGAGGAUGACUUGUUCUACUACUCGGGCGGAGCCGAGGAGGCCUAUCUCGCUCUUAACCAGGUGACGCCUUUCAUCCGCUUCUCACACCUCAGCGCCAAUCAGGCCAUCCUGGAAGCCGUCGACAACGAGCGAGCCGUCCACAUUGUCGACCUCGGGAUCAUGCAGGGUCUCCAGUGGCCGCCGCUGAUGCAAGCUCUGGUUGAGAGGCGGCGGCUCAAGCAGCUCGAGGAGGAAGAACAGCAGCAGCAACAGCCACCACCUUCGUCGCCAAGUUCGCUAGAGCACGAAGAGCAAUCCUCCGAAGUUGGCCGUCAAGCUCACGGCGAGGAGCCACCAACGUUGUCGUCCUCGUCCUCGUCCUCGUCCACCACUUUGACGCUGAGAAUCACCGGCACCGGUCCCUCGAUCUCGCUCCUCGAGCAGACUGGAGCCAGGCUGCGAGACUUCGCACGAACUCUCCAUCUCGACUUCGAAUUCGACGCGGUCUGUACCACCAGCCGCCAUGUCGUGGCUUCGCUCCAGCAGCACCUCGAGCUCCGCCGCGGCGAGGCGCUCGUCGUCAAUUGCAUGACACAGCUGCACAAGCUGCUGCCGGCUGCGCACCGUGCGGCACUGCCCCACGCGCUAGAGUUUAUGAGAUCGCUGUGCCCCCGGAUCCUGACGGUCGCGGAGAAGGAGUCGGAGCACGACCUGAGCCAGAGCUUCCUCGAGAGGUUCCUGGUGACGCUGGACCACUACGCGGCUGUCUUCGACUCCCUGGAAGCUACACUGCCACCGCGAAGUCCCCAGCGGCUGAUGAUUGAGCGGCUUGUCCUGGCCAAAGAAAUAUCCGGCAUUGUCCUCGAGGACGGAGGUGGCGACGACGAGAACUUGGCUGUGGUCCGGCACCAGAGCUUCGGCAAUUGGAGACGAGACAUGGAGGCUGCAGGGUUCCAACUUGUACCACCCAGCGAUUUUGCGAUUGCUCAGGCAAAGCUGCUACUCCGGUUGCACUAUCCUGCUGACGGGUACCGGCUUCUGGUGGAGAACCAGCACGGCUCCCUGUUUCUAAGUUGGCACGACAAGCCCCUGGUUGCUCUCUCCACUUGGAGUUGCUGAAUCACAUCCGCUGCUCGUAUUGAAGGCCUCGUUUCUGAGAUCGUUACUAGUCUCACAACCGAAGAAGAGAACCUCCUCUUGCUUCCUCUUUUCCUGCUAAUCCCCCAAAAAUUAUUUUUCUCCUGCUGAUAACCAGUGAAGAUUAACCGGCCAAACCCAGAACUUUGCAGGAUGGAGUCA
This is a messenger RNA of Selaginella moellendorffii, 1806 nucleotides long. Its product is annotated as scarecrow-like protein 18. NCBI's taxonomy places the organism in Eukaryota, Viridiplantae, Streptophyta, Lycopodiopsida, Selaginellales, Selaginellaceae. The transcript has a single exon. The record is from RefSeq and is a predicted model, not a curated record. Gene Ontology annotation, cellular component: nucleus. Bases 28 to 1626 code for a protein of 532 amino acids. Gene Ontology annotation, biological process: regulation of DNA-templated transcription. Gene Ontology annotation, molecular function: DNA-binding transcription factor activity; sequence-specific DNA binding.